AUGAACCAAUCCGAGCCGGUUGAUGAUGAAUUUGUCGAGGAUCUCUAUGAUACCAUCGUUUAUCACAGAAUCAACAUGCUCGUCGCCGCGUUCAUAUUCGCGCUGAAUCUCCUCCUGUUCGCCGUGCUGUUGAGCAAUCCAACAAUGUACCGAAAACCGAAGAACCAGGUGCUCAUCAUUCUCGGAAUGGCCGACACGAUGAACACAAUCUCGAUAUUUUUCAUGGGCUGGAAUCGGGUGGCGUUGUACACCCGCGUGGUGAACACCCACCAAAUUCCGGUGCGAACGAAUUGGCAGUGCGCCAUGGAGCCGUGGCUGGUGUUGCGCGGCAUCGGCGACGUCUGGCCGCCGAUUGUCCAAAUGAUAUUUGUGGUUCAAAAAUGCGCAGCGGUCUUCGCGCCCGUCUGGUAUUUUCAGCACUUCAAGAACGGCUCGAUCGUCUUGUUCGCUUCAAGUCUUGCCGUCUUGGCCGUCAGCCUGCUCGUCGGAUUCGUCGGCGUGUUUCUGAAAGAGUCGAAAAAAGCCAAAUACUAUUGCGGACGAAAAGCGGCGUUCGGCACCGAUUAUGCGACGUUCAUCUACGCCAUCAACAUUCUCGGCUAUUUUUUGAGUUUCGUUAUCAAUUGUGUCAAUUUGGUCAAGGUUUAUGUUACAUCGAACAAACGCGUUCGACGCCAAAUGAAGAAUGUUCGAUAUUUUCUUGUCAUUUCCUUUCUUUCUUUCGUUCUAGUCUCAAUUCCGAACGCGAUAUCGCUAUUUUCAGCGCAUUUCGAGCAGGCGGCGAAUUUCAUCUCAAAACCGUCGACAUGGUUCAGUUGCGCCAAUUCGGGCAUCAACAUUUUCGUCUAUCUGUCGCUGAACCCGGAAUUCCGGCAACAAUUCAUCGCGCUCAUCUACAAUCGCAAUCCGAAGGCCGUUUUGCACACCGAGUCGGACAAAUCGAACGGCACGUCGCGUCAGCGAACCACACCGCUCGUUCGCGUCCAAUGA
This is a messenger RNA of Caenorhabditis bovis, 990 nucleotides long. The record is from the annotation of a GenBank genome assembly. Lineage: Eukaryota; Metazoa; Nematoda; Chromadorea; Rhabditida; Rhabditidae.